UUUUUUAUUAAACCCACAUUCCAGAAAUACUCUAAAUUUUCUCUCUAUUUCCAUAAUUACUCAAUUCGGAAACCUAAUUAUUGUAAUAAAUUCCAGAAGAAAACCUAGGUUGAUAUGUGUGGCGGAGCUAUUAUAUCCGAUUUCGUAGCGCCGGCGAGCCGAACGUCGCGUCGGCUGACGGCGGAUUUGCUAUGGGGCAGCGGAAGCGCCGAUCUGAACAAGAGGAAGAAGAAUCCGGUUAGCUACCACUCCAAGCCGCUGAGAUCUAAGCCGAUCGUUGACUUGGACGAUGAUUUCGAAGCUGAUUUUCAGCAUUUCAAGGAUUAUUCCGACGAUGAAGGCGAGGUUAAUGUCAAAACUCCGUUCGCUUUAUCUGCUUCGGAGAACUCUGAUUUUAAGGGUAUGAAAGCUACAGAGUCUGCCGAUUCGGAUGACGAAGCUGAUAAGUCCUCGAAGAGAAAGAGGAAGAAUCAGUAUAGAGGGAUCCGACAGCGUCCAUGGGGUAAAUGGGCAGCUGAGAUUCGUGAUCCAAGUAAAGGGGUUCGAGUUUGGCUCGGUACUUUUAACACUGCUGAGGAGGCUGCAAGAGCUUAUGAUACCGAGGCUCGAAGAAUCAGGGGCAGCAAAGCAAAGGUGAAUUUCCCCGAAGAAGCUCCAGCUGCUGCCUCAAGGCGCACAGUUAAGGCGAAUUCUCGUCAAGUUCUUCCUAAGGAAAUCUCGGAGCCCAAUGUGAACGCAAAUUUGAACUUCAUGAACAUGCUAAACGACGACUGCUAUGACUCAAUGGGUUUUCUUGAAGAGAAACCCCAAAUGAAGCUAAACCCACUAACCCCAGUUGAUGGGACAAACGUUUACUUUAACUCUGAUCAGGGUAGCAAUUCUUUUGACUGCUCGGACUUUGGUUGGGGUGAAAACUGUGCAGCAAAGACACCAGAAAUAUCGUCUGUGCUAUCAGCUGUAAUCGAGGAUGAGCCAGCUCAGUUCUUGGAGGAGGAUUUUGCGGGCCCCACAAAGAAAGCGAAGGCAAAUCCGGAGGAACUUGUAACUAGUGAGGACCUGUCAGCUUUCGACUCUGAGAUGAAGCUCUUUCAGAUGCCGUAUCUUGAGGGCAAUUGGGAUACUUCCAUCGAUGCUUUCCUUAACGGAGAUGCAACUCAAGAUGGUGGGAAUGCAAUGGAUCUUUGGUCUUUUGAUGAUGUUACGUCAAUGCUUGACGGAGUCUACUGAGGAGUGCUCGUUUCUCUUGCUGGUUUUUCUGUAAAUAAGGCUACAUGUUGCUUUUGUUGCUGGUGAUCGAAGGAGGGCAAACGGUUGAGCAUGCUUAUGCCAUGGAUGUUGUUAUAUUUAGGUUCUGCUGCUUUGUUGUGGUACAUAGGUAAACUACUACUAGGUUGAAUUUGUGUGUUUUUAUUCAGACUAUUUUGAGGUUUGAUUUUGAGAACUCUCUUAUGUAUGAUUAACUACUUUGCUGCAAACUUAAAACUCUAAUGUUAUAACUAUAUGUUGUAUGUUGAGAUUUCUUUAUUAUGUGUUACAAAUAAUUGUGCCC
Messenger RNA from Erythranthe guttata (spotted monkey flower), 1549 nucleotides. RefSeq names its product ethylene-responsive transcription factor RAP2-2. Gene Ontology annotation, biological process: ethylene-activated signaling pathway; regulation of DNA-templated transcription. Gene Ontology annotation, molecular function: DNA binding; DNA-binding transcription factor activity. The record is from RefSeq and is a predicted model, not a curated record. NCBI's taxonomy places the organism in Eukaryota, Viridiplantae, Streptophyta, Magnoliopsida, Lamiales, Phrymaceae.